UUGCUCUCAGCAUCCAUCUGACACCAUGUGGAUCCAAGCCACUGCUCUGCUGCUCCUCGCCUGCUGUCUUUGGCCAGCUGAGGCUCAGCGCGAAAGGAGACAAAGCAUCUGGGACAAUCCCAUCAGGUUCCUGACCAAGAAUAGGGACAAGUGCACCAUGAUACUUACGGGCCAAGGGGAAAACAUAAAGCUGAGGCUGUCAUGCCAGGGGAGGAGGCAAUCCUACUGGUGUGAGUAUGUUGGGAAACCUUACAUCUGCCCUGCUUUCAACAAAAACCCAAGGCACUACUUUGUCCAGAUGAUGUGGACACUCAGAAAGCAACCAAAUGCCUGUAAGGGUCCUAGACAGAUCAAACCUCACAUGUGCAGGAAGGCAACUGAUGAAUCUCUGAUGAUCUUCUCAGCUGGUCCUUUCCUGUGGUCUCGGCCACCAGCACAGCCAUCAAAGCAGCCUGAAAGAUCCCAAGGUACACCUGCUUACACAAGACCAAAUUUGACAGUGAAUGCCCCUUUCAAAGCAGUUCGGGCGUCAGGGAGAGUUGAAACCACACAGAGAGCCAACCCAAAACCAACGGCACCUCCGACUGAGAGCACUCGGAAGAGAGUGGCCCGGCAGUACUGCUGGAGGUCCCUGCACGGCGUCUGCUCCUUCGUAAUCGGUUUGUUUCGAAAUUAACAAAAAAGGAUUAUAUUUCUUCCUCUCUGUCCUAAAUACAGAUUGUGCUGAUCUGUUGACUCAAGCAACCACUGGAGAAAAAUCCAGGCUAGCCAUUUGCUUUGAAAUAUCUAUAGUGCCCUCUUACGGACAUUUACUGGUACUACAGUAUUUGUUUUUUGUUGUUUUUUUUGUUUGUUUUUUUUUCAAAAAAAAUGUUUUAUUUCUCUGAUUUUACAUUUUUUAUGGAAACCUUUCUGGAGGUAUUUCAACAACUACUUUUAUGUUUUGCAUGAACUAGACCUGUAUUGAAUAGAACUACUUUAACCUGUGAAAAGAUGAGUAUUCAUGUUUGUGUUUUUGUGAUAUUAUCUUGAAAAUUGUUCUGGUGACCAGAAUUUAUGUUUGAUGUAUGAGAGAAAUCUUAUAUAUGGUAUAUUUCUGAGAAAUAUAUAUGGACUGUGAAAAUACUUUUAUGUGAGAAAUAAACACUAUUAGUUAAAAAAAUCUUAUUAAUCUGCUUAUUUUACACUGCUAUAUAAAAUAUGUAAUUAACAAAACUGUCAGAUGGCAGCUUGUGAAAGAAGGGAUAUUAAUAAGUAGAAAUACAAACACCCUAAAAUGUUUCAGUAUUGUUAAAAUGUUAAUUUUGGGUCAGGAUUUAAGAAUUUAAAAGGUUCUUUGAUGUUUUCAGAGCAGGUUAUAAGAAUAAUCUUUAAAGCAAACUUUCAUGAUAACUUAAAUCUUUAUUAGCAGUUAAACUGACAAACUGACAUAUUUAUGCCCCCUUAACUUUUUCACAUGACACAGAAUCCUGUGAAUUUCAUUGGGAUAUACAGCAUGGGACAAAUCUACAAAACGGAGUGGAUAAUUGUGAAGUAAAAGGAAAAUACUACAUGUUUUUCAAAAUGUUUUAUAAAUAAAAUUCUAAAAAGUGUGCAUCUGUGUUCAGCCCCCUUUACUCUGAGCCCUCUAAGUAAAUUCCAUGCCA
Molecule: messenger RNA, 1646 nt
Organism: Girardinichthys multiradiatus
Lineage: Eukaryota; Metazoa; Chordata; Actinopteri; Cyprinodontiformes; Goodeidae
Gene: fgfbp2a
Product: fibroblast growth factor binding protein 2a
Exons: 2
Coding region: 26-676 (216 amino acids)
Biological process (GO): cell-cell signaling
Molecular function (GO): growth factor binding
Source: RefSeq, a predicted model, not a curated record